Messenger RNA from Scleropages formosus (Asian bonytongue), 1848 nucleotides. Its product is annotated as junctional adhesion molecule C-like. The record is from RefSeq and is a predicted model, not a curated record. The transcript has 10 exons. The coding region runs from base 238 to 1149 and encodes 303 amino acids. Gene Ontology annotation, biological process: cell-cell adhesion; cell migration. Gene Ontology annotation, cellular component: protein complex involved in cell adhesion; cell-cell contact zone; plasma membrane. Lineage: Eukaryota; Metazoa; Chordata; Actinopteri; Osteoglossiformes; Osteoglossidae. Gene Ontology annotation, molecular function: protein heterodimerization activity; integrin binding; cell-cell adhesion mediator activity.
ACGGGACGGUGUCCCCGCCCGCGUCUCUGGUCCGGGACCUAAACGAAGCGAAGGUGACACUGGAAAAACAGCGUUUCGAUUUAACCGCGACGCCCCUUGGUCGACCAGUCCAAAGAGACGUUAGAAGCCGUGUAGCCCGGGGAGAGACCGCCGCGCGCGCGGUUACCGUUAUCCCAGAGAGAGGAACGAGGCGCCACCCCGCCGCACUGCCCUCUAAAUCCCCAGAGCUGCUCCAAGAUGGCGGCGCGGUGCCGUGCAGCCGCUGCGGUGCUCAUCAUCUCCAUUCACCUCUGCAUCACCACAUUUGCUGUAAUACUCAGAACCACAAACAAGUCCCCCUGGGCCAACGAGUUUGAAUCAAUUGAGUUGUCUUGUUUGAUAGAAUCUAUUUCAACAAACAAUCCCAGAAUUGAAUGGAAGAAAAUAAAAAAUGGUGAACCAAGUUAUGUUUACUUUGAGAAACAUAUAUCAAGGGAUCUGGAGAACAGAGCGUACAUUAAAGAACCUGCCACACUAGUGAUAACCAAUUUAACCAGAUCGGACACAGCUCAGUACCGCUGUGAGGUCACAGCCCACAUGGACCACAAGACAUUUGAUGAAGUUUUAAUUGACCUCGUUGUUAGAGUGAAGCCGGUGGUACCCCGCUGCAGCGUGCCCAAAGCAGUGCCAGUGGGCCAACCUGCAGAGCUGCGCUGCACAGAGGAUGAGGCCUUCCCACGACCACAAUACCAAUGGUUCCACAACCAGGAGGAGAUGGCUCAAGACCCGAAGAGUAACCCUAAGUUCUCCAACUCCUCAUACACUAUUAAUCGUGAAACAGGGACUCUGUUGUUCACUGGGCUACGGAAGGAGGACUCUGGGCAGUACCACUGCAUGGCAGAAAAUGAUGCUGGAUAUGCCGAGUGCACUCCUCAGACCCUGGAAGUGUAUGAUGUCAACGUUGUGGGAAUCGUGCUGGGCAUGCUUGCACUUGCUGGAGUUGUCAUGGUCAUCAUGGUUGGGAUCUGCUGCGCCUGCAAGAAUGGCUACUUUGUCCGCAGCAGGGAGGCUGGAAGCAACUAUAAAGCACCAGAUAGCAGAGAUGGUCUGGACUAUAUCAAACCAGAAGAUGAGGGAGGCUUCCGGCAUAAAUCCUCAUUUGUCAUUUGAGGAAGAAGGGGGUCCAAGAUGCCCGCCUGAGGUCAUGGGGCUUGGAGCCUCCAGAUGGCCCAUCCGCAGCCCAGGCAGCAGUGGGGCGGGGUGAUAGUGAGUUGCAGUGGUAUCUGCCUUGAAGCUGCUCACGUGCCAAAGAUGACACAGACCACAGGGAAAGAGGCUCAUACAGGGAGUGGUACUGAGCGGUCCUGUUCUGUUGCUGUUCCACAUUUUCUGUUCACCAGUAGCCCUUAUAAAAAAGCAGCACAAUUUUAGUAUAUUGCAGUAAUUCUAUUUUCACUCUUGCUCUAACUAAAAUUCUGACGCUUUACUAUAAUAGCUGCAUGUUUUCUAAAUGUAAUGCUGAACAUAUUUCUGGUGUAUAUACAACAUGUAAAUGCAGUAGAGUGCAAUUAAUAUUUUAGUAAGUGUAUUUUGGGUACACUUGCUUGUGCUGCUUUUUUGUAAGGGAAUACUGUGAGAAAAAUCAUUGAUGGCAUUAUAUUUCAAUUUAAGCACAGUAGUUUUGGCUAGAGUGGGUACUUCCUUCCAAUGGGACUCGAGCAGCUCCCCUGAGCCUUGUGAUUCUACUGCAAAGUCUGCUUCCAAAUUACUGUCAUUUGUGUCACUUGUUUUGUACAAAAAAUGGUCAGACUAUUUUUGAUAUUUUUUAAUCUGAUGGUUUACUUUUUAAAGCUGUUUGUAAAACAAUCG